Molecule: messenger RNA, 2729 nt
Organism: Rhagoletis pomonella (apple maggot)
Lineage: Eukaryota; Metazoa; Arthropoda; Insecta; Diptera; Tephritidae
Product: zinc finger protein 37
Exons: 1
Coding region: 146-1783 (545 amino acids)
Biological process (GO): regulation of transcription by RNA polymerase II
Cellular component (GO): nucleus
Molecular function (GO): zinc ion binding; DNA-binding transcription factor activity, RNA polymerase II-specific; RNA polymerase II cis-regulatory region sequence-specific DNA binding
Source: RefSeq, a predicted model, not a curated record
UUUAAGGGCAGAGUUGCUGUGUCUGACAUUCUAUUACUAAGCUGUCAGAUUCCAUUUGGUGUUUGUGGAUUUAUGCUGUUUGUUUUGAUAAAGGAUGCAGUUAAUGUUUGUAAUUUAUUUUGUGACUACCAUUAAAUAAAUAAUCAUGGCAGUUGUUAUUGACUUGGAUCUGGUUUGCGUUGUUUGCCUUCAAAAUGAUAGUGCUGACUUGAAAUCUGUAUUCACCGAUGAUGAUACAAUAGUUUCGGAGUCAAACAUGGGCAUUGCCGAAAAAAUAUCAUUUUGUUCGGAGCUAAAUUUGCGAAAUUUAAGCAUUAAAACUUCAAACAAAAUAUGUAAUCACUGCUUGGAUGAUUUAAAUGCCGCUUGGCGCUUUCGUAAAAACUGCGAAACGGCUAAUUCUCUUUUCCGUUCCAUACAAGAAGAGGAGGAUGUUGUGUCUUUGACUAAUUAUGAAUUAGAAUGUCCGAAAGGCAAGCUAUCUACCAAUUUAAAGCUUCGCCGCGAAAUUCCCGCAAUGAAAUCGUAUCUUAGCACUUCGCGAAUAGAUGAACAAUAUGAAGAUAAUGUUAACGAAACCGAUGGAUUCAGCAUAGUCGAAUAUAUUGAUGAGGAAGAUCAAAAGGAUUUUGUUCAAAGUACAGAUUAUUUUGACUCUGUUAGAGAAGGAGAGUUAGAAGAUGUCAAUGAUGCAUUUAAAGACACCGAUAAACAACGCGCCCUAGAGAAAAGAUGUCGAAUACCGUCAAAGUCAAGCUUUACACCGGAUGACAAUGAUAAUUCUCAAACACAUGUAAAGGAAGAAAUACUAGAUGAUGCUAACGAUGAAGAAAAUCCAAUAUUAAUCGGUUAUCAGGAGGAGAGUGAUAACAAAAGUAAUGAACUGAUGUCACCUAUGUUUAGCCCGGAAAGCUUUCCAGGUCAUGAUCGACGAGAUUUAUAUGAAAAAGAGAAUAGUAAAAAUAGUAUUCAUGGAUUCCCGAUAAAAAAAAAAUUUAAUACUAAAAAAAUUACACCUUCUGAAAUUAAACCUUAUAGUGGGGUAAAAUUGCCUUCACGUAAAGGCAAGUCAUUACAUUCAUCAAUGAAGAUAUGCGAGAUAUGCGGAAAUAUUUACAAAUACCAGCACGCAUUAAGCGCCCAUAUGCGCAGGCACAAUAACGACCGCCAAUUUGCCUGUGAACUUUGCGAUAAAGCUUUUGUUUCGAACGUGGAGUUACGUCGUCAUAUGCGGGUUCAUACUGGGCAUAAACCAUAUCCAUGUUCAUUUUGUGAUAGACGGUUUUCAGAUUUUGGGUCACGAAGCAAGCACGAGCGAACCCAUACUGGUGAACGACCAUAUCGUUGCACAACAUGCAAUAAGUCAUUUGCAUAUCCGCAUGUCUUAACCGUGCACUUACGCACACAUACUGGCGAAAAGAAAUUCCAAUGCACUCGCUGUGGCAGAGGAUUCACUAAGAAAGCUUAUCUAUUGGCUCACCUGGAAAAUCAUGCUCGCUGCGAAAAUAUAUCAAUAAUUGGAGAACUGAAUGAUAAUGGGUCAGCGAUGGCUAGGAAAUCAGAGGUCCUAACUACUCACCAACAAGAGAUUACAGCAAUAAAAACAGUAGCUCUGGAAGAAUGCAUAUUCACCACAGAAUUAAUGGACGACAGUGAGCAAAAUAUGUCCAAUCAGAUCCAAGUCAUUGUUGAACAAGACGGCAUCGAUAACUCCGUUAUGGAACUGGAGGAACACUUGGAUGAGGAAAAUGAUGUAGAAUAUAUUUUGGGUGUACGUUCGUAGUACAAUAAAUUUCCGAUAAGUUCAAAAAUUUCGUAAUUUAUAAAUAAAUCCUAUUAAAAAUACAAAAAAGGUGCUCGUAUUUUUGCCAUUUUCAAGAAGUGCGGUAAAUAAUCAUUUUCUUAAUUAAACUGAAAUAAUCAACACGUUCUAAACGAACCAAAAAACUUGUUCGAGGGCAUACAUGUUUUGUAUAUUCUAUUAUAUGUAUAUAAUCAAAUUUUUUCUUCUGGUUUUGCCAAUAAAAAUUAAAGUAAUACAUAAAUAUCGUUAGAAUCGACAGGCCCUAUCUCACACCAACGAUAAAGGGAAAAAAGCCGAAACUCACUAAAGUAAAGAAAGUAUUGCAUAAAACGAAUUGGGGACACAUAAUUUAACGAAAUGCAUCAUAAUCAAUCAAAAACUGAAUUCGGAUUUUUAGUUAGUUAUGGCUUUUUGUAUUUCAGCGGCGUUGUGAGAUAGGGCCUUACUAUAUGCACACACGGCCCAGAAAAUAGAUAAAGAAAAUAAAUGUAUUCUAUCAUUCUUGAUAUGUACAUAUGUAUAUUAGCUUGUAACGUUUAAUAAUAACCACCCUAUUGCUCAUGAUACCCAAGAAGCUUUCCACUUAAAAUAGCAUAACAACUGCCGUGGAAUAAACAAAGUUUAAACCAAAUUCAAACCACAGUCCGGAAAAACUAGCCUUUAAUAGAAUCAAAGUUUAUUGUUCUAAACGAUUUAAAUAUCUCAAAAUGCAAGUAUUAUCUUUCCACCUAGCAACAGAUAUGUAUAUGGAUGUACAUGUGUAUGUAUGUAAACAUACAUAACAUGAUCAAAGAUGAAGGUUUUUCGAUGUAUAAAAUUUAUCUUCCAUUUUGUCAACAUAGUUCAACAUGCAGACGUACUAUGUAUGACCUGGAUGCCAACUUAUUGGAUCAAUUUAUAAUAAAUUGAGAGAAUUUCGAGUUAA